CGCGCGGCUGUGCAAUGGUUAGCAAACGAGGGGAAUGCUUCGCAGAAAUGGCGGCGACGGCAAGCUGAGCAGCAUGAAUUUCUUGGCCGCUUCAUGGAUCGAAAUGUUUGAAUGCCAAGAACCGUUUGGAGAGCUGACAAUUACGAUGGAGUAGAGGACCUCUUGUAAUUGUCAUUACAACCCCAUAACGCCUUCCUAGAGGAGUUUUCGUCUUGCGGAGGAGAACAUUCUCACUGGGAGCAUGGCUUCUCACAGUAACCAGUACAUCUUUGGAGAGUUCAGUCCUGAUGAGAUCAAUCAAUUUUUCGUGACUCCUCGAUGUUAUGUUGAGCUUCCUCCAUUCAAUGACAAGCUUCCAUGUAUCAGUCAGUCUUCUGGAAGUUACUGCACUCCUGCUGUACCUUAUAUAAUGGAGUCAAUGGGACUGCAGGUUUGCGCAGAGGACUAUCAACGCAUUGAGUUUGGUGUUGACGAGGUAAUGGACUCCAAGCCAAUUGGGGUGAACGAUCCUUUGUACAAGGUUUCGAGUACUCUCAACCCCCAGGCUCCGGAGUUCAUCUUGGGCUGUCAGUCAGUUCAGAAGGCGCCGCAGACGACACUUCCAGCACCGGAUGUUCCUGAUGGAAGCCAUUUCAACUCCCUGGAUGGGCCAGAUUUUGAAGCCUCGGCUUUGGACAAUCACCAAGUGUGCCAAGACAUGGAUGCACCUGGAAGCCUGGGUCAGAGAGAGCGAAAGAAAAAGAAAAAACGUCCACCAGGAUAUUACAACUACCUGGACCCAUUAGGAGGGGGAAACGGCAGCGGCUCCAUUGUGGCCGAUGGACAGUCAGUGACAACACUUGUGAAUGGGCAUGUACUUGGAGGCCCUCACAACAGUACUGAGGAUGUAGACAGUAAGGCAUUUUUAGGGGAUGAACUUUCCACUCCUGGACCUGUCUCCUUGGUAACAUCUACAAAUGUUGUGUUUGCCCCCACAACCACUGCUAAUCAGAGGACUUGUGAUAGCCCAGAUGACUCUUCUUUGGACUUAACAAGUGCCACUGCCUCUUUAUCAGAUGGUAACAAUGCAACUUCCUCCUCUUCAUCCUCCUCUCAAAGUAGAGGGAUGACAGAGGGACCAAGGACUGCAGAUCAGCAGCAAGAUCAUUUGGCUUUUGAGAGCCCCGAACUUUUAGUCUCCCCACACAGUCCCCGCUCCAAAUCGCCUCUUCCUCCUUCAGAAUCUGUGGCUGCUCCCUCUGAUAUCACUUCCAUUACGACUACUGAACUAGAGAGGAGAGAGGAAGCAGACAGUGGGGUUACCAAUGGACUAGAACAAACUAGUACGCCUGUUAGCACAGGUGGACUCAAAGAAGACUGUGAAAUUGUGGAGCAGAGUCAGCAUCUAGCUCCAGACUCUAAUGCUCAGCCUGUAGUGUCAGAGCAGGCACAAUUACCUGCAGUUUCAGCUGCACCCACUGCCAAUCUUCCCAAAUCUUGGGCAAGCCUAUUUCACAACUCAAAGCCUCUUCCUGGGGGCCCUCCGGCCUUUGUAGAGGUAAAACAUGUUGUGGAUGUUGUGUCUCCCUCCCCUGCUGUUCCAGAAGAACCUGAACAGGUUGAGGAGGUUAAAGAAGGUCCAAUACAUGUAUCAGAGGACCCAUUUGCUCCUAAACUUGCAGAAAUUAUUGAGAAUGUGAAGUUGAUGCAUAAACCAGUGUCUUUGCAGCCAAGAGGUCUGAUCAACAAAGGAAACUGGUGCUAUAUCAACGCUACUUUACAGGCCCUGAUCGCGUGUCCUCCUAUGUAUCAUCUGAUGAAGUCCAUUACUCUGCAUAAUGAAACGCAGAGAACAUGUACCUCCACACCCAUGAUUGACAACUUUGUAAGGCUGGUAAAUGAGUUCAGCAAUAUGCCUGUGCCAUCCAAAACCAAGCAGCAAGCUGCCGGUGAAAAAGUUACAAAAGACAUUCGUCCUGGUGUACCUUUUGAACCCACUUACAUCUACAGACUCCUUACUCUCAUCAAAUCAAGUCUCUCUGAGAAGGGACGACAAGAAGAUGCAGAAGAGUAUCUUGGGUUUACACUCAAUGGACUGCAUGAAGAAAUGCUGGCUUUGAAAAAAUUAAUCUCGCCUCAGGAAGAGACUCCGACUCCCAAUGGCCCAGAGUCCCAGCCAGGUGUGGAGGAGGAUCUUCCUGAUAAGGAGGAAGAAGAAAGUGAUGACGAGUGGGAGCAAGUUGGUCCUCGAAAUAAGAUUUCAAUCACUCGCCAAGCUGACUUUGUUCGCACACCUAUUACUGAUAUCUUUGGUGGACACAUUAGGUCAGUGGUGUAUCAGCAAAACUCCAAAGAGUCAGCCACUCUGCAGCCUUUCUUUACCCUGCAGCUGGACAUCCAAUCUGAGAAGAUCCGUACAGUCCAGGAGGCUCUAGAAACCUUGGUGGCUCGAGAGUCAGUCCAGGGCUACACUUCAAAAACCAAGCAAGAGCCUGACAGUGGACAAAUUCUUAUUGAGAUAAGUCGAAGAGUAACCCUGGAAGAGUUACCGCCUGUUCUGGUGCUUCAUCUUAAAAGAUUUGUUUUUGAAAAGACUGGAGGCUGCCAGAAACUCACUAAGAACGUUGAUUAUCCUGUUGACCUGGAAAUCAGCAAAGAUCUUUUGUCCUCUGGAGUGAGAAGCAAAAUAUUGAAAGGCCAAAGAACUUAUAGGCUCUUUGCAGUUGUCUAUCACCACGGAAACAGCGCAACAGGCGGACAUUACACCACGGAUGUCUUCCACAUCGGUCUUAAUGGCUGGCUGCGUAUUGACGACCAGACAGUGAAGAUUAUCAACCAGUACCAGGUGGUGAAGCAGACUGCGGAGCGCACUGCAUACCUGCUGUACUAUCGCCGCGUAGACCUGCUGUAGACGCACACAUGACACCUCUACACACACAACUUGCUUACCAACAUGCGCACGCAUGCACACAAACACACCUUCAAUCUCCAAAUACACUUGAGAAAAUGAUACAUCCAAAUGCACACAUCAAACUAAUGAACAGGAACACUGCCCAACUUGUUUUCUCGCUAGAGUUUCCUCUUCUUCCCUCCUGCCUCUGCUCUACUCAGAACCAGCUUUUCCAAUGCAUUUUUCCUCGUCACAAUUUUUUAAAUUUUUUUUUGAAGAAAACAAGUUGCAUUCACAAAAAUGAUCUGUGAAUAAUCUAUGCUCCACGGCAGAUUUUUUUUUUCAUUUUUCUUUAUCUCAGUGGUUAUACUUUUAAAUCAGCAAGAAAAGACUGACGAAUCAACAGACAUGGGGGGGGGGGGGGUGUUGCAGGUGAGAAACCUGAGACUUGUCCUGCAGUUUGGCCCAACAGCAGACUCACUCGCACAGGAGGGAUUAUCUAGACCGAACACGGACUGCAGGAACUGUUUUUUUUUGUUGUCUUUUCUUUUUCCAAACAAUUUUUUUUCUUUAAGAAAAUGAAUAUUAUUUGCCUUUUAGUGAAAGAGAACUGUUGGCCGAAUCAAAUUGCAACUUUUAGAAGCCUAUUUGCCCUUGUGCAUCAAAAAGGCCCAGCACCAGCAUGAGUCUCUCAAGGCCAGAUUGUAUUCUUCUCUGACACCAACUCCUCCUCCACCAUGUUGUCACUUUUAUGAUGCUUUUAAGUCCACAUGCAUCUUGAGCCAUCAAAAGCAGAAAGUAAAAAUUAAAAACGUGGUGCGGUGGAUCAGAUCGUAACAGCUUAAUUGUUUUAAAAAGAACCUUGUUAUGGUAUUUUGGUUAAGAUUUAGAAAGAUUAUCGAGAAAAGAAAAUAUUAAUGCGCUUUAGAAUUUAAUGAUAAAUAUGCUUCUGUGCACAGAGUAUAAACCGACUACAAUAUGACAAGCAAAUGCAUAUUUUUCAACUAUUUAGACUCAGAUGUUUAAAGUUUAAGGAAAAAAGGUUGUCUAGCUGAUGGAAUAGCCGUUUGCUUCCUAAAGGACUACUAAUUCCUUAGAUGAAGUUUACUCUGGAGAAAUGGCAGCCAGUCGAGACAAAUUCCUCAUCGGAACCUGCCCUUUUUUACUUUGUACAUUUCCUUUUUUUUGUCUCUUUCUCAGUAAAGGUUCCACCUGUGUCUUUGCUGCUUAUCAGUGUUUUUGAGCUACACAGCUCUGUCACCCAUCUGUGCAGACAGCAGUCUCCAUCGGGUUCAGUUUUUAAAUGUAAUUUUUUUUUGUUUUUCUUUGGCUGUGAAAGUCUAAUGCUUUCCGAGUGGUUAUUGCAAGUGUAAUGUAAGAGUUUAGGUAAUGAGCCCAACACAUUUAUUUACAAGUGUGGCUUUUCCCCAGCCACAUUGAAGGAAGUGUGGCGCUUUCAGUGACUGGCUCUGUGGAGAGACCUUGGACGCACAGCAGAACACGGCGUUUGCUUUUGCUUAAAUUCUUGAUUUUUGUGUUAAAAUUUUUUUUUUUCUUUAUAAGUUGUGUAGUACAGCUUUCGCUCCCAUUGGGAAAAAUAGGCUUGCAUUGAAAUUAGUUUGAAAGAAAUUAAAGGUUAAAGCACAAAAAAAUGAAAUCAUAGUAGUUUUGUUUGAUAUUUAUUUCUUUUGUCUUUCCUUUCCUAAUUUCUUUCUGUACUUAAGGCUUUUUUUCAGCCACCAGUAUCAGUUUCUCUGUGUUAACACCAGCUUUAGUAUUUUGACACAGUUCGAAGUUAUUUUAUUUAAAAAAAAAAAAAGAUUUUCUGUCCCAUGCAGACUUCACCUUUUAUUACAUAUCUGCCUGUUCAACACAAUUUAAACUGUUAUUUUUUUCCCAUGUGUGAUGAAAGAACAGUGCAGAGUACCAUUACUUUUAUCGGCAAAAAGUCUCCACAGGUUUAGUCAAAGUUCAGUCAUAAUGUCUCUAUGUGAUUAAAAUCUUUUGGAGCAUUAUUUCAAACCAUUACAUUCUGCUGUUUAUUGGUUUAGUUUUUUUCUGGGUUUCUAAAUAGACUUCCCAGGUAAACCAAAGGAAAUUAUAUUGGCCCUACUGCCUUCCCCUCAGUUCAGUUUGAAUCAGUAAUGCCUUGUCAUUUGAUGUCUUGCCAUACCUAAUUGCACAGAAGAUAUGGCAUUCUCUGUAAAUGGUUAAUGCAUCGUCAUUUUCACAUUGUUUGGUUACUCCAUUGGCUUUUGCAAGCCACCUCAAACGGGACGUCGUUUGCCAAUUUUCCUGUCCCUGCUAAAAACAAAAGUUUAAAGAUGUGAAUUGGAAACGGACACCUUUAACUUCUGUUGUACAGUUUGGGCUUGGUGUCUGAUGGCUGGUCAGAAAGUGUGCUGGUGAAAAGCUUCAAUCAAUUUUUUUUCCCUUUUCAGUGUACUCCUAACACUAUUGUCUGCUGGGAAUCGUUGGGAUAUCGAUCUUAAAAAAAAAAAAAAAAAGCAAAAGCAAAAAGCAAAUCUAUUGUCUGUUUAAUUUUACGCCUCCAGCAUUUUAUUUUGUUUUAUUGUACCAAUAAAGGAUUGUGCAAAAAGCAGUUUGCUAAAUAAGUGUAGUCUGAAGAGUACUUGAUUUUCCUACAGUUCAGUGAAUGCUGAAAACCUCUGCAGCCUCUGCAUCAUACACUGGCCUGCAAAACAAUGCACAAUAAACCAAAACCAUCCAGA
Molecule: messenger RNA, 5601 nt
Organism: Oryzias latipes (Japanese medaka)
Lineage: Eukaryota; Metazoa; Chordata; Actinopteri; Beloniformes; Adrianichthyidae
Gene: usp10
Product: ubiquitin specific peptidase 10
Biological process (GO): DNA damage response, signal transduction by p53 class mediator; protein deubiquitination; regulation of autophagy
Cellular component (GO): cytosol; nucleus
Molecular function (GO): cysteine-type deubiquitinase activity
Source: RefSeq, a predicted model, not a curated record